This is a messenger RNA of Aspergillus aculeatus ATCC 16872, 6363 nucleotides long. Its product is annotated as DNA-directed RNA polymerase III core subunit RPO31. The coding region runs from base 1 to 6363 and encodes 2120 amino acids. Gene Ontology annotation, molecular function: DNA binding; GTP binding; DNA-directed RNA polymerase activity. The transcript has 5 exons. Lineage: Eukaryota; Fungi; Ascomycota; Eurotiomycetes; Eurotiales; Aspergillaceae. The record is from RefSeq and is a predicted model, not a curated record. Gene Ontology annotation, biological process: DNA-templated transcription.
AUGCGAGGAUGCCUGCAGUUAGCCAGGUGGCUGAGCGCAGCGCCAAAGGGCUCUGCUGCUAGCCUAUUCCAGCCGCCAUUCGGCCUUUCUUCCUCCGUUCGAGGUUCCACUGUCCAUGCAUCGGAUCUCGAGAACAGAAUCGCCGCUAUCCCGAUCGAUCGAUAUCGCAAUUUUUGCAUCGUUGCCCACGUCGACCAUGGAAAGAGCACGUUGUCCGACCGGUUGCUGGAAUUGACGGGUACGAUCCAACCAGGAAGUAACAAGCAGGUGCUGGACAAGCUCGAUGUGGAACGGGAACGUGGUAUCACGGUCAAGGCGCAGACAUGUACGAUGAUUUAUAACCAUGAGGGGGAGGAUUACCUGCUCCAUCUUGUUGAUACCCCGGGCCAUGUGGACUUCCGUGCGGAGGUUUCGCGCAGUUACGCCAGUUGCGGAGGCGCCUUGCUCUUGGUUGAUGCCAGUCAGGGCAUUCAGGCGCAAACCGUUGCCAACUUCUAUCUCGCUUUCUCGCAGGGUCUGGAGUUGAUCCCUGUCAUUAACAAAGUGGAUCUGCCCUCGGCCGAGCCCCAGCGUGCUCUGGAGCAGAUGAAGCAUUCUUUUGAACUAGACACGGAGAGCGCAGUGUUGGUCUCGGCUAAGACUGGCCUCAACGUGGAGCAGCUGCUUCCUACGGUCGUCGAUAAGAUUCCAGCCCCUGUCGGUGACUUCACCAAGCCCCUGCGCAUGCUCCUCGUCGAUUCCUGGUACGAUUCUUACAAGGGUGUGAUCUGCUUGGUCCGUGUGUUCGAUGGCGAGAUCCGAGCGGGAGAUCAGCUUGUUUCUUUCGCUACGGGACUCAAGUAUUACGUCGGCGAAGUCGGCAUCAUGUACCCGAAUGAGACCCCACAGACGGUGCUCCGUGCGGGCCAAGUUGGCUACGUCUACUUCAACCCGGGCAUGAAGCGGAGUAAGGAAGCUAAGAUUGGUGAUACGUACACGAAAGUGGGAUCGGAAAAGCUUGUGGAACCGCUACCGGGUUUUGAAGAGCCUAAGUCGAUGGUUUUCGUGGCCGCCUACCCUGUCGAUGCAGAUCAUUUCGAGCACCUGGAGGACAGUAUCAAUCAGCUCAUGUUGAAUGACAGAAGUAUCACAGUGCAGAAGGAGUCCUCAGAGGCUUUGGGUGCCGGUUUCCGCUUGGGCUUCCUGGGAACUCUUCACUGCUCUGUUUUCGAGGAUCGUCUGCGCCAGGAGCACGGAGCCAGUAUUAUCAUUACUCCUCCGUCAGUUCCCGUGAAGAUCGUGUACAAGGACGGCAGAGAGGAGAUCAUCAGUAACCCGGCCAAGUUCCCCGACGACGAAUCAGCACGCGCGAAGGUCCUGGAAUUUCACGAGCCCUACGUUACGGCCACUCUGACUUUCCCGGAUGAGUACCUAGGAAAGGUCAUCGAACUCUGUGAAAACAACCGUGGAGAACAGAAGAGCCUCGAGUACUUCACGUCUACUCAGGUUAUUCUCAAGUACGAACUUCCAUUGGCGCAGUUGGUCGACGACUUCUUCGGUAAGCUCAAGGGUAACACGAAGGGCUAUGCCUCUCUGGAUUAUGAAGAGUCGGCCUGGAGACCGAGCAGUAUUGUUAAGCUGCAGCUGUUGGUCAACAAAGCCCCGGUGGAUGCUGUCGCUCGCAUCGUCCACUACAGCCAAGCGGAUCGACUUGGUCGUCAAUGGGUGACGAAAUUCAAGGAGCAUGUGGACCGCCAACUCUUCGAGAUUAUCAUCCAGGCAGCUGUUGGGCGCAAGGUCGUGGCUCGUGAGACCGUGAAGCCCUAUCGGAAGGAUGUCCUGGCCAAGCUUCAUGCUAGUGAUGUCAGUCGACGCCGCAAACUGUUGGAGAAGCAGAAGGAGGGUCGCAAGAGACUCCGGGCUGUGGGCAAUGUGGUGAUUGAACAGAAGGCAUUCCAGAAUUUCUUUGCCGUCGCAUCCAUCUCCGCUGAGUCACUGUCAUCUUGCCAUGAUCAUCAUUUGACCACCGUGAUGCAGCCUCCAGAAGGUGUGCAGGUCGACCUGGGCAAGGCCCAGGUCAUUGACCGCGUCCCCAAAGUCAUCAAGGAACUGAAGUUCGGUGUCCUGUCCAACGACGACAUCGUCAGCCAAGGUGUGGUGGAGGUCUCCGACCGGAAAUUCUUCGAUCUCGAACAUGACCGAGCCGUAGUCGCCAAUGGCCCCCUCGACGCGCGCAUGGGUAUCUCGAACAAGACCUCGACAUGUCAAACCUGUGGUGGCGCCCUCCAGGUCUGUAACGGACACUUCGGUCACGUCAGGCUCGUCCUGCCUUCCUUCCACGUCGGUUACUUCAAGCGAGUCAUCACCAUUCUCCAAGAAAUCUGCAAAGAAUGCUCUCACAUCCUCCUCCCCGAAGCCGAUCGCCGUGCCUUCCUCCGCGAAAUGCGUCGCCCCGGCCUGGACAACUUGCGACGGAUGCAGAUUGCGAAGCGCAUCAACGAGCGGUGCAAGAAGACCCGCAACUGCGAGAACUGCGGUGCCGUAAACGGUGUGGUCAAGAAGGCCGGUACCAGCGCGCUGAAGAUCACCCACGACAAAUUCCGUGCCUUCAACGCCUCGACUUCCGUCAAGAAGGUGCCCCCGCCCAGCAAGAUUGUCUUUGACCGGUCCUUCGACGAAGCGCGUACAUCAAAUGCCGAGGUCGAAAAGCAUUACAAGAAGGCCCAGGAUGAUAUGAACGCCUUGCGCGUGCUGAACCUGUUCAAGAAGAUCUCCGAUACGGAUUGUGAAUUGCUGGGUCUAGACCCGAAGGAGGCUAGACCAGAGAUGUUUCUCUGGCAGUUCAUCCCUGCUCCUCCAGUCUGUAUCCGUCCCUCCGUUGGUCAAGACGCGGCCUCGACCGAGGACGAUUUGACUGCCAAGUUGGGAGAUAUUGUCCAGAGUAACAUCAACCUCAAGAAUGCGCUGCUGAAGGGUGCGCCAGUGCAAACCAUCAUGGAAUGUUGGGACUACAUGCAGCUGCAGAUUGCUGUGUACAUCAACAGUGACGUUCCGGGUUUGAACAAGGCAGAUUUGGGAAAGCCCAUUCGCGGUUUUGUACAGCGCUUGAAGGGAAAACAGGGUCGUUUCCGUGGUAACUUGUCGGGAAAGCGUGUCGACUUCUCCGGCCGUACGGUCAUUUCUCCCGAUCCUAACUUGCGCGUCGACGAGGUAGCUGUUCCUGAGCUUGUGGCGAAGAACAUGACCUAUCCGGAAGUCGUGACUCGCUACAACAAGGAGAAGCUGCAGCAGAGAGUCCGGAACGGAACGAAGAAGUGGCCUGGAGCGAACUAUAUCACCAAGAAGGGUCAGACGUUCAAGCUCUUCCUCAAGUAUGGUAACUUGAACAUGAUCGCCGACCAGCUCCAGGAGGGAGAUGUUAUCGAGCGUCAUAUUGAGGAUGGUGAUAUUGUUCUGUUCAACCGCCAACCGUCCCUGCACAAACUCAGUAUCCUUUCCCACUUUGCGAAAGUCCGCCCGCACCGGACUUUCCGUCUCAACGAGUGUGUCUGCAACCCUUACAACGCUGAUUUCGACGGUGACGAGAUGAACCUGCACGUUCCCCAGACGGAAGAAGCGCGCGCUGAAGCCAUGGAACUCAUGGGUGUCAAGAACAACUUGGCCACACCCAAGAACGGAGAGCCUAUUAUUUCUGCUAUCCAGGAUUUCAUCAGUGCUGCUUACGUCCUCAGUAGCAAGGACAACUUCUUCGAUCGUCGCUCGUUCACCCAGAUCUGUCUUUACAUGCUUGGUCCUCAAACCCGCUUCGAUCUUCCCCCUCCCUCCGUGCUGAAACCCCAGAUGUUGUGGACUGGAAAGCAAGUCUUCAAUAUCCUCAUGCGGCCGAACAAGGAUGACCCAUGCUUGGUCAACCUGGAUGCCGCUUGCAGAGAGUUCAAGAUGCCGAAGGAUGGUAGACCCAAGGAUCUCGACCCCAAGGAUGGUUGGCUCGUCAUUCGUAAUUCCGAGGUCAUGUGUGGUGUGAUGGAUAAGUCCACUAUCGGUUCCGGAAAGAAGGACAACGUGUUCUACAUCAUGCUGAGAGAUUACGGUCCAGCGGCGGCUGCCGAGGGUAUGAACCGCUUGUCAAAAUUGUCGGCCCGUUGGUUUACAAACAUGGGCUUCUCCAUCGGUAUCACCGACGUAUAUCCCAGCGAGAAGCUGUUGCGCUCGAAACAUGAUCUGGUGGAGACUGCAUACGCAGCCUGUGACGAGGUCAUUGCCAAGUACAAGGCUGGUACACUUGAGAAGUAUCCUGGUUGUGACGAGUUGCAAACUAUGGAGAACCAGCUGUCUGGUAUUCUCAGUAAGGUCCGUCAGCAGGCUGGUGACGAGUGUAUCGCUCAACUGAGCAAGUACAACUCUCCUUUGAUCAUGGCUACGUCUGGAUCGAAGGGUUCUAGCAUCAACGUGUCUCAGAUGGUUGCCCUUGUCGGUCAGCAGAUUAUUGGUGGCCAACGUGUGCAGGACGGCUUCCAAGACCGAACCUUGCCUCAUUUCCCGAAGAAUGCCCGUCAGCCUCCAUCGAAGGGUUUCGUGCGGAACAGUUUCUUCUCGGGUCUCACCCCUACGGAAUUCAUCUUCCACGCCAUGUCCGGUCGUGAAGGUCUGGUCGAUACUGCCGUCAAGACGGCCGAAACCGGUUAUAUGUCUCGUCGGUUGAUGAAGUCCCUGGAAGAUCUUUCCACCAGGUACGAUGAUACCGUCCGCAACUCGUCCGCAGCGAUUGUCCAGUUCCAGUAUGGUGACGACAAGCUGGAUCCGGUGGAUAUGGAGGGCAAGGCCAAGCCCGUUCACUUUGACCGGACUUUCAUCCAUUCAGAAUCCAUCACUUACUCGAAUGACGAGCCGAGUCUGCUUCCUGCUGAAAUCAUGGAAGUCUGCGAGGAGAUGCUGUCGAAAGAACGUGCCAAGCUGGUGCGGAAGGAUUUGAUGGGCAACACUUUGGCUUACAUGGACCGCAGUGACCACGGCAUUGACCAAUUUGAAAGUGCCCGUGAUUUCCUCGAGUCCAUCCAGCAGUACGUUGCGACCAAGGCGGACAAGCUGAUUUCUCGCGGUGGUGACAUCGAUCCCUCUGAUGAAAGAAGUCAAAAGGGUCUGAACCACACGGGCAAGCUGACUGAGCGCACCCUGCGGACUUUCAUCACGGAGUGCUUGAUGAAGUACAAGAAGGCUCAGGUUGAAGCCGGCCAUGCUGUUGGUGCCGUCGGUGCGCAGUCUAUCGGUGAGCCCGGUACGCAGAUGACGUUGAAGACUUUCCACUUUGCUGGUGUCGCCGGUAUGAGUAUCACCCAGGGUGUCCCCCGUAUCAAGGAAAUCAUCAACGCCUCCAAGGAGAUCAGUACGCCUGUCGUUGCUUGCGAGCUGGUCACCAAGGACAACAUCAUUGCUGCCCGUAUUGUCAAGGGUCGUAUUGAGCAGACGUAUCUUCGCGACAUUAUCCACUAUGUUCGCGAGACAUGGACUGGCAAGGAAGCCUACAUCACCGUCAAGAUCAACUGGAAGACUAUCCAGGAUCUGGCGCUGGAGCUGAAGAUCGAGAACAUUCUGGCUGCGAUCAAGAACCACAAGCGAUUCAAGGCGGACGAUCUCAAGUUCCGAUGCUCGCGCUCACACAUCCACGUCUACAUGGAUGUUGAGCCGUCUAGCAAAGCAUCUCUAUCCAAGACUGAGAUUGCGCACACGAGUGCGGAUCCUUUCCUGCGGUUGAAGCAUCUGAAGCGGAUGCUCCCUGAUAUCCAGGUGCUUGGUCACCCCCAGGCCUACCGUGCGAUUAUCCGAACGGAUGAGACGUCGACGACCAACACCCUUCUGGUGGAAGGCUACGGGUUGAGGGCGUGUAUGACCACGAUGGGAGUAGACGGUCUUCGCACGACCACCAACAACAUCAUGGAGAUGCGCGAAGUGCUCGGUAUUGAAGCGGCCCGAUCGACGAUCGUCCAGGAAAUUAGCGAGGUCAUGAAGGACAUGGACAUUGAUCCCCGACACAUGCAGCUUUUGGCCGACGUCAUGACCUACAAGGGUGAAGUUCUGGGUAUUACGCGAUUCGGUCUCGCCAAGAUGCGUGACUCGGUCCUGCAGCUGGCGUCCUUCGAAAAGACCGCCGACCAUCUGUUCGAUGCUGGUGGUGCCGGCCGGACGGAUCUGAUCGAGGGUGUGUCCGAGUGUAUCAUCAUGGGCAAGACGGUGUCGCUGGGUACCGGUGCGAUGGAAGUUGUACGCAAGAUGAACUUCUUCGAGGGCCAGAUUGGGCCGAGGAAGACGACGUUCGAAGACGCGUGGACGGAUGUCUACGAGGCACCUCUGGAGCGGGCGCGGGCGAAGCGCAAGGCGCGGGCUUGA